AUGACGCUGACGACGACCACGGAUGGGUGGGAACGAUGGCGAGCGGAAAGCCCAGGUCGUCGUCUCCGUUCGCCCACCAGAUCCACCACCAUGAACGGCCCACCACCACACCACACCAACAUCAAUGAGCGCCCACCAACGAAGACGAGUGCCCACAAAGACGACGUGACCGCCCACGAAGACGACGUGACUGCCCACGAAGACGACGCGACCGCCCACGAAGACGACGCGACUGCUCACAACACGACUGCCCACAAAACGAAGACGGAAAGCAACGGCAACCCAGCUCCACAGAUGCUAAAACAAGCCAACCGCCCACAAACGAGGACCCAGAGUGCCCACGCAUGA
Molecule: messenger RNA, 348 nt
Organism: Laccaria bicolor S238N-H82
Lineage: Eukaryota; Fungi; Basidiomycota; Agaricomycetes; Agaricales; Hydnangiaceae
Exons: 2
Coding region: 1-348 (115 amino acids)
Source: RefSeq, a predicted model, not a curated record